ACAGGUGGUGAGGUUAGUGUGGUGGCGGCUACACGCAUCCCAGGCCAAGGAGCAGCAAGAGGCACUGCAGCACUGACAAGUGCCUCCCCAGUGACUUUGUCUACAAGCAGUCCCACAAGUAUAUCCCAACCAAGUACUUUGGUCACAGGAUUCUCUGCUAGGAGCACAGUGGCAGGAAGGACCACAGCUCUAGCUGACAUGACAGGGGAAUCGUCAGAGCCCACCAGCACUCCCAUGACUGGCACCCUUAUAAGAGAUUCCACUUCAGGCACUGCAUCAGAGACACUCACCAUGGAGACAACUUCAGCUACAGAAAUCAUGCAUGUGAACCAAACCACCCCGGAGAAGCGGGAUGCUCAGACAGGAACAGAGCCAGGCUCAACUGCUCGACCCCCCCCUGCUCCCAGUAUUAUUCCAACAUCUCCUGGAGGGGACCCUAGCGCUUUCUUGGUGUCUACAGAAGGAGCAACAGAAGGUCAAACUGUGUCCGGCGCCUUCCCAGAGAACACAGAUGCCCCCGGGAGCAUCCACAGAGAACACAUGCACUCCUCAAGCCCAGGAGUAACUCUGUGGCCUGAUAGAGCUGCCACUGUUUCUCUGCCCAGUCUAACUGAAGGAAGCAGCUACUCCAGAACUGUCCCCUCAUCCUAUUUGGGGAGCAUGACAAGCAUGGCCAUAUCUGGAGCCCAGACAAACCCAGCUAAAUCUCCUACCCCAGGGCCCACAGGGUCCACACCACCUGAGGAGGGCACUCCCUCUGUUGGAGGUCCCUCUGUGGUACCAGUGCCUGAAUUCAGCACCACGGACAGCGGAAAUUUAGAGAGUAGUUUGGCUUCUACCAGCACUCCAGUGUGGGAGACCAGCAGACCUGGCAGCACUGAAGCCUCAGACACCAGCACACUCAGCCCAGGGAAGUUUCAUACUGCUGAGAGUACAACUAACCUCAUAUCCAGUCCUGUGGGAGGGCCCAGCCCAGAACCAGUUGUCUACACCACUCCACCCUACACACCAGGUACUUCAGAGACCAGGCCUGAAGAAGAAACAGUUUCAUCUUUGGUGAUAUCCACACCAGCACCUUCUGCUUCUCUCACCAGCAUCUCUGGGAUUCUGUCUAGAGCAAGCACAGGCACCCCGCAGCCCUUGACCUCCACAGAAGCCACAGCUCUCAUUAUCACUGGUGCAGAUACCACUCCCAUACAGCCAAAGACACGGUCUCCUUCACCUUCUGUAACCAUAUUAGGGGCUGAGGACAAGAACUCAGAUGCCCCUGGGACUGAAGUCACAACUCCCAUCCCCGACAGCAAGGUCACAGAUAUAGUCCCUCUUUCCUCUAUCAGCUUUCUCCCUCCUGAGUUUCCAAGUAGAGUGGCAGAGAGCAGCAGUGAUAUCCCACUGGCAGCCACUUUACCUCCAUCUCCCAUAUCCUCAACUACCACUGUUGACAGUGUACAAAGCAAAUUGAGUACCCCUACUGAUUCAAUUCACCUGGGAGCCAUGACUCAUGGAGUCCCACAAAAAGACUUAGAAAUUACCCCAGGUCUCUCUCUGGCUACUCUAGCUACAGAGGACACGGUUAGUUCUAUCCCAACCAAGACAACCAAAUACAGCUCUAUGACUCAUCCAGGGCUUAGCAUGGGAGCUGAAGUAAGCUCAGCCCAUCCUCCUAGUACCAGCGCAGGAGAAAUCCAAGCAAGUUCUAAGACUCUGAGUUCCAGAGAGACCAGCUCAAGGGAAUCGUUGGUGACCACCCACUCUGAUGUUGGAUCAGGUUCAAGCCUGUCUACUGUGACCAAAGCUGAACUAUCCGAGACUCAAAGUCCGUUAAUCAUCACCAAAGUUCCACAGGGGAGUGACACGGGCUCCCCAUUGUCUCCUACUACAAGUGAGGUCUCUGGAGCAGGAACCACAAUAGCUUCUAUUCCAAACCUAGGACGAGAGGAUAUCCAGGUUUCCAUGGGCACCACCUUAGGCACAGAAGCCAACAGGACUUCCCUCACCUCGUCCCCCUCCUCAGAAAGCCCCAGGACACAUAUCACUAGUCCUAAGAGGGUAACAAGCAGUGAUGAAGCACUGUCCACUCUGUCAACUGAGAAAUCACUGGGAGGCUCCGAUGCCUCUGUUCCCACAAAGCUACCUGAAGUCACUGUAUCAGCACCAGAGAUAGGCACCCAAAGGUCUUCUGAGAGUUUAAGUACAUCCACUCUGGAAGCCAGCACUGCUCCAGCAGUCCGGACCAGCUCUGCUGUGACUUUGAUUGUCCCAGUAUCAAAGAUCAUUACUUCCAAAAUAGAUAUGGAAACCAUGUCAAAAUCAGUUUCCUGGGCAGUCAGUCCCUCAGCACAGGUCACAACCAGUUCCCCCAGUCUGGCUGACACCACCUUGGGGGGAUCCUCCCUGAUUCCAUCCACAAGAGAAUGGACCCACAGUCAAGCCCCUGAGUCUCCAAGUCAAAGCCCAAACCUUUCUCCUGUUUUCACCAUUCCAACAAGCUGGAAAAGCACAAUCCCCUCCAGUUCUACUCUCUCUUCAGAGGUCCCAAGGGCAACCAGCUUAAAGACUGUACCUGAGAAGAUCUCUAUGGAAACAUCAACUUUAGAUGUCAGCUCACCUCCAGCCAGAACAGAGGUAGUCUGGACAUCAACAUCUCCCACCCAAGCAUCCACAGCCUCAGAGGGCAGCAGUACCAGGGCGGGGACAGCGUCUGUGUCUGCCCCUGUACCAGCUAGCUCCACCUUGUUCACAAAUAGUGAUGAUGGUGUGGUUCCCAUUUCCCAUGUUCCAGACCAUGAAGCACCAGGAGACACUGAAAUACUAACAAGUGGACCCCUGACGACUGUGUCCACUGUUAGCUCCCCAGUUACAGGGUCCAGUGAAGAAAACAAAGGAAAAAUAAUAACAGCUGAACAGCCAGGGACCAUGAUUGCUACCACUUUUAGUCCUGCAGUAGGAACACAUUCGGUUCUGGUAACAACAACCCAAACCACUGCCCAUGGUAAUGUGGACUUAAUAAAAACUACUCUGCCUGCUUCUUCUGGCUUACCAGAAACCAUGGUAGCAUCAACUUCUUGGCCUGGAGUGGUGAUAAGUGCAUCUGAAACUAUCAUUACGGAGGUCUCCACCCAACCUGGGACCACGACAGAAGAAGGGAGCCCCAUAACUGUCUCUUCAUCCACAGCACUAACCAAGCCUUUCGCCUGGACCAAUAUGCCACCAGCAUGGUCCACAAGCUCUUUGGACACAACUCCUUCUGGCCGCAGUAGAGAAGAGACAAGCUCAACUGCCUCAUUGGAGACCCUGGCUUCAGAGACCAUAGCCUUGGUAACUACAAGGAAAGAGGUUUCCCUGAUUGAGUCCACAGCUGCAAUGGACAUCAGCAGAGGAUCUGAGACUGUGGUUCUGUCUACAAGGGAAUUGCCAACCAGCUCAAUUCCCUCUCUCAUCACCACUCCCGAGAUGUCAACCUGGACCACCACCAUGGCCAUAAUUCCUGAAACUGUGACUGCAAAAAGACUGGAGUCUUUCACCCUCAACUUCACCAUUACCAAUCUGUACUACACAGCAGACAUGGGAUAUCCAGGCUCCAGCAAGUUUAACGCUACAGAGAAAGUCCUGCAGCAACUGCUUGAUUCCUUGUUCAGGAAUGGCAGCCUUGGGUCAUUCUAUUCUGGGUGCGGCCUGAUUAUGAUGAGGCCUAUGAAUGAUGGAUUAGCAACUGGAAUGAAUUUUGUGUGUGCUCGAUGGCAAGAUCCCAACAACUCUACCUUUGACCGAAAGAAACUUUACUGGGAGCUGAGCAACCAGACCCAUGGAGUCACCAGGCUGGGCCCCUACUUCCUUGAUAAGGACAGUCUCUACCUCAAUGGUUACAAUGCUCGGAUAUCAGUCUCUGCCACAAGCAUUCCCACAUUUUCUCUAAUACCAUCUCUGACUGCAACACCUUCCCCUAGCAUCACAGGGGGACCCAACCUAGAACCUUUUACCAUGAACUUUACCAUAACCAACCUGCUGUACACAGAAGAUAUGGGACAUCCAGACUCUGAGAAAUUCAAUUCCACGGAGAAAGUCCUACAGCGCCUACUCAGAGCCUUGUUCAAGAACAGCAGCCUUGCCUCUAGUUAUUCUGGGUGCAAGUUGACCUCACUGAGACCCGUGAAAGACGGAGAGGCCACUGGAGUGGAUGCUGUGUGUAUCCAUCGUGAAAGUCCCACCAACCCCGUGCUGGACAGAGAGAAGAUUUACUGGGAACUGAGCAAACAGACCCAUGGCGUCACCAGGCUGGGUCCUUACACCCUGGACAAGGACAGCCUCUUCCUCAAUGGUUAUAAUAAUAAACAGACUCCAACCACAAGCAUUCCUUCAAUAACCACAUUCUCCCCAGUCACAUCUCUUGCUCCAUCGUCAUUCUCCAAACCCACAGAUGAAACUCUCCUGGAGCUGUUUACCUUGAACUUCACCAUCACUAACUUGUUCUACACGGAAGACAUGGAACAGAAGGGCUCCAGCAAAUUCAACUUUACCGAGAGGAUCCUGCAGCGCCUGCUCGGCCUUGUGUUUAAGAAGACUAGCCUUGGCUUGGGCUAUUCCGGAUGCAGGCUGACCUUGCUGAGGCCUGUGAAGAACAGGACAGCAACUAGAGUGGAUGCCAUUUGUGGGUAUCAGAGAGACCCUGCCAGUCCUGGGCUAGAUAGAGAGAAGGUUUACUGGGAGCUGAACAAUCAGACCCAGGGAAUCACCAAGCUGGGGCCUUACAUCUUGGACAAGGACAGUCUCUAUGUCAAUGGUUAUAACCAUCAGACGGACCCCCUCUCUUCCACAAUCUCUCCUGUGAUAAAAACUUCAGCUCCCUCUUUGACGUUAUCAUCAUUACCCACUACCACCACAGCCACAGGGAUCUCCCCUUUGAAGAUUUUCACACUCAACUUCACCAUCACCAACCUGUUCUAUACAGAAGACAUGAGUCAAAGGGACUCCAGCAAAUUCAACUCCACUGAGAAUGUCCUGCAGCACUUGCUCAAUUCCCGGUUUAAAAAGAGCAGCCUUGGCUCUCACUAUUCUGGAUGCAGUCUGGCCUUGCUGAGGUCUAUGAAGAACAGGACAGAAACAGGAGUGGAUAUUGUGUGUGCUUAUAUGGAAGACCCCUUCACUCCUGUCCUGGACAGAGAGAAGGUUUACUGGGAGCUGAGCAAUCAGACCCAUGGCAUCACCAAGCUGGGUCCCUAUACUCUGGACAAGGACAGUCUCUACCUUGAUGGUUAUAACCACCAGAUUCCAGUCGCCUCAACAAGCACUCCUUCAAUAACUAUACUCUCUCAGACCAUGCCUCCUGCUCAAUCAUCAUUGUCCUCUGGCAGCACAGCCUUGGGGUCUAUCCUGGAAGCUUUCACCAUGAACUUCACCAUCACCAACCUGCUCUACACAGAAGCCAUGGGGAAAAUAAAUUCCAGCAAAUUCAACUCCACUGAGCGUAUUCUGCAGCACCUGCUCAAUCCCUUUUUUGAGAAUAGCAGCCUUGGAUCCAGUUAUUCCGGGUGCAAGCUGACUUUGCUGAGAUCUAUGAAAAAUCAGACAGCAACUAGAGCAGAUAUCAUCUGCCUAUAUCAGAGGGGUCCCACUGGUCCCUUCCUGGAUAGAGAGAGGGUUUAUUGGGAGCUGAGCAACCAGACAGGGGGCAUCAGCAGGCUGGGCCCCUACACCCUGGACAAAGACAGCCUCUACCUUAAUGGUUACAAUCAUCAGUUCUCCAGCCCAGCAACAACCACUCCUAUCCUGUCCACAUUCACUGCAAGAGUUUCUUCUACUCCAUCGCUAUUAGCCAGUUCCUCAGCAGGCAGCCUUAUUCUGGACUCGUUCACUGUGAACUUCACCAUCACCAACCUGCUCUGCACGACAGACAUGGGACAGCCAGGAUCCAACACGUUCAAUGCCACUGAAAAAGUCCUACAGCGCUUGCUCAGUCCCUUGUUUGAAAGCAGUAGUAUUGGCUCUCACUAUUCUGGAUGCAGACUGACCAUGCUGAGGCCUGUGAAGAAUGGUACAGCAACUGCAGUAGAUGUUCUUUGUACCCAUUGGAAAUCCCCCAGCAUCCCUAGCCUGGACAGAAAGAAGAUUUACUGGGAGCUGAGCAAUCAGACCCAUGGCAUUACCAGGCUGGGUCCCUAUACCCUGGAUGAGAAGAGCCUCUACAUCAAUGGUUACAACUAUCAGAUGACUCUCUCUUCUUCCACAAGCACUCCAGAAAUAACAACUAUUACUACAGCUCCACCACCAAUUUCCACAGUGGGGGGCUUCAGCCUUGAGUCUUUUACCCUGAACUUCACCAUCACCAACCUGAGGUACACAGCAGACAUGGGCCAAAGAGGCUCCAGCAAAUUCAACUUCACUGAGAAUAUCCUGCAGCAUCUGCUCAGUUCCUUGUUUGAAAAGACCAGCCUUGGCUCUCAGUAUUCUGGAUGCAGACUGACCUUGCUGAGAUCUUUGAAGGAGGGAACAGCAACUGGAGUUAAUUUUGUUUGUGCUCGUCGGACAGAUCCAGACAGCCCUGUACUAGACAGAGAGAAGGUUUACUGGGAGUUGAGCAACCACACCUGGAAUAUCACAAGACUGGGGCCCUAUAUCCUGGAUAAGGAAAGUCUUUACCUCAAUGGUUAUAAUCAUCUGUCCUUGGCCCCCACAAAAAUUCCCAUAGAACCCAGCCUGAAGCCUUUCACACUGAACUUCACCAUCACCAACCUCCGCUAUUCAGCAGACAUGGGACACCAGAACUCAGUCAAAUUCAACAUUACAGACACUGUUAUGCAGCAUCUGCUUGGCCCCUUGUUCAAAAACAGCAGCAUUGGUUCCCUGUACUCUGGAUGCAAAGUGACUGAACUGAGGUCUGUAAAGAAAGGAUCACAGACAGGUGUGGAUGCUGUCUGCACCUAUCGCCAGUUUCCCAGCAGCACUGGUUUGGAUGCCAAGCAGGUUUUCCAUGAGCUGAGCGACCAAACUCGUGGCAUCCGGAAAUUGGGCCCCUACUCCCUGGAUAAGGACAGUCUCUAUCUCAAUGGUUAUAAUGAACGUGGUCCAGUCUUACCCAGUCCAGUCUUAUCCAGUGUUGCUCCAGGUUCAACCACAACAAUAGUAGGUGGGUUUCCCCUGGGAUCCACAGGACCUGGAGGCUCCACAGCUUCUUUGCUAAGCACAUCCCCUCCAGCCACAUCCCCAGCUCCAUCACCUUUCUCAAGCACCACAGCUGCCAGCCUAAGCUUACAGUCUUUCACACUAAACUUCACCAUCACCAACCUGCUCUACACAGAAGACAUGCAACUUCCUGGAUCCAGCAAAUUCAACUCAACUGAGAGAAUCCUGAAGCACCUGCUGGACACCUUGUUCAGGAAUAGCAGCAUUGGCCCUUUCUACUCUGGAUGCCACCUGACUUCCCUGAGACCUAUGAAGAAUGGCUCAGCGACUGGAGUAGAUGUGCUAUGCACCUAUCGGAGAGAUCCCACCAGACCCAUCUUGGACAGAGAGCAAGUUUAUCGAGAGAUGAUCAAUCAGACCUUUGGCAUUAGCAGGCUGGGACCUUACUCACUUGAUAAGGACAGUCUCUAUCUUGAUGGUUAUAAUGAACACAGUGCUGUGCAGUAUACUACUACUUUGGGGCCAGACACUGCAUCCACAACUGAAAUUCCCCUAAGACCCACUGAGCUUGAUAGUCCCACAGCCCCUGUGACAACCUCAUUUGCUUCAGCAACAUCUCUGGCUCCAUCACCAUUCUCCAAUGUCACAGCCACCAGCCUCAGUCUAGAGACUUUCACCCUGAACUUCACAAUCAUAAACCUACCUUAUACAACAGAAAUGGCACAUCCAGGCUCCAGCAAAUUCAAUUCCACAGAGAGAAUCCUACAACGCCUGCUUGGUCCAUUGUUCAGGGGAAGCAGCAUUGGAUCCUUCUACUCUGGAUGCAAAGUUACUUGCCUGAGACCAAUGUUGAGUGGUUCAGCAACUGGAGUGGAUGCCCUUUGCACACAGCGAAGAGAUCCAACAAGCCCCUUCCUGGACAGAGAGAGGGUUUACUGGGAGCUGAGUAACCAGACAAACAACAUCACCCAGCUGGGUCCCUACUCCCUUGAUAGGGACAGUCUCUAUGUCAAUGGUUAUAAUGGACACAGAUCAGUUCAAUAUUCUUCCACUCAACAGCCAACAAGUGUAUCAGCACCUGUGACUACCCUGUGGUCCGCAGGGCCUAGAACCUCAACAACUUCUGUGACAACCAUUUUUUCUCCAGACACUUCUCUAGCUCCAUCACCAUUCUCCAGCACCACAGCUGGUGGCCACAGCCUGGAACUUUUCACCUUGAAUUUUACCAUCACCAACCUAUUCUACACAGAAGACAUGGGGCACCCUGGCUCUGGCAUUUUCAAUUCCACAGAGAGAGUGCUGCAGCGCCUGCUCAGCCCAUUGUUCAAGCAAAGCAGCAUUGGUUCCUCCUAUGCUGGAUGCAAAGUGAUUGCCCUGAGAUCUAUGAAGGACGGCUUAGCAACUGGAGUGGAUGCUGUGUGCACCCAUCGAGGAGGGCCAACCAGUCCCUAUCUAGACAGAGAAAGGGUUUAUUGGGAACUGAGCAAUGAAACCCAUGGCAUCACCAGAUUGGGCCCCUACACUCUGGACAAGAAUAGUUUCUACCUUAAUGGUUAUAAUGAACACCAUCCUAUCCAACCUACGACAACUUUUGGUCCAUUCACUGCAUCAUCAUUUACAACUCCCUUGAUGUCCUCAGGGCCUGGAACCUCCACAGUUCCUGUGAGAACCUCUUUCCCUCCAGAUACCUUUGCAACUCCAUCACCAUUCUCCAGCACCUCAGCUGAUAACCACACCUUGGAUCCUUUCACACUAAACUUCACUAUCAUCAACCUGCUCUACACAGAAGACAUGGGGCGCCCUGGCUCUGUCAUUUUUGGCUCCUUAGAAAGAAUCUUGCAACAGCUGCUCAAUCCCUUAUUUGUGAAAAGCAGUAUUGGUUCCUUCUAUUCUGGAUGCAGGCUAACGUCACUGAGACCAAUGAAGGACGGCUUAGCAACCAGAGUAGAUAUUAUAUGUACUCGUUGGCAAGAUUUUGCCAGACCUUUUCUGGACAGAGAAAAGGUUUACUGGGAGCUGAGCAACCAGACCUAUGGAAUCACCCGGCUUGGCCCCUACAUCCUGGACAAGGACACCCUUUACCUCAAUGGUUAUAAUGAGUACAGUCCAGUCCAACCCAUGAUGACUUCUGGGCCAGCCACUGGAUCAACCUUCACUUAUUCCCUGCUAUCUACAGACCCUGGAGUCUACACAGCUCCUGUAUCCACCACUUUUGCUACAAUAACACCUUCUGGUCCAUCACCAUUCUUUACCACCACAGUCAGCAGCACUCCGAGCUUGGAAUCUUUCAUUCUGAACUUCACCAUCACCAACUUACUCUACACAGAAGACAUGGGGAAUCCAGGCUCUGACAAAUUCAACUCUACAGAAAGGGUCCUUCAGCGCCGGAUUGGUCUCUUGUUCAGGAAAAGUAGCAUUGCCCCCUUCUACUCUGGAUGCAAGGUGAUUUCUCUGAGACCUAUGAAGAAUGGCUCUGCAACUGGAGUGGAUGCCCUGUGUUCCCGUCACAUUGACCCUGCCAACCCUGUACUGGACAGAGAGAGGAUUUAUCAGGAGCUGAGCAGGGAAACACAUGGCAUCUCCAGGCUGGGCCCCUAUACCCUGGACAAGGACAGUCUUUAUCUUGAUGGUUAUAAUGAGCACAGAGUGGCCAAAACUACUUCCAAUUCUCCAGUAACCACAUUCAUUCCAGCAACAUCUCUGGCUCCCUCACCAUUCUCCAGCUCCACAGCCAGUGGCCACAGCCUGGAGGCAUUCACCUUGAACUUCACCAUCACUAACCUGCUCUACUCUGCAGAGAUGGAGCAUCCAGGCUCCAGCAAAUUCAAUUCUACUGAGAGGAUCCUGCAGCGUCUGCUUGGCCCCUUAUUCCGGAAUAGCAGCAUUGGCUCCUCCUACUCUGGAUGCAAGCUGAUGUCCCUGAGACCUAUGAAAGAUGGAUUAGCAACUGGAGUGGAUGCCUUGUGCACUUAUCGGAGAGAUCCUAACAGCCCUAUCCUGGACAGAGAGAGGGUUUACUGGGAGCUGAGUAACCAAACAUAUGGCAUCUCCAUGCUGGGUCCCUACUCCCUUGCUAAGGACAGUCUUUAUCUUAAUGGUUAUAAUGAACACAUUCCAGUUCAACCCUCAACUACUUUAGGAGCAGGGACUGCAUCUUGGUCUACAACUUUUCUGGGGCCUACAAAACCCGGAGGCUCCACAGCUCCUGUGCCAAGUACAUUCACUCCAGAAACAUCUCUGGUUCCUUCACUGAUUUCCAUCACCACAGCCACAGGUCACAGCCUAGAAGCUUUCACACUGAACUUCACCAUCACCAACCUGCUCUAUACAGCAGACAUGGGAAAUACUGGGUCCAGUAAAUUCAAUACCACAGAGAAAAUCCUGCAGCACCUGCUUGACCCUCUGUUCAGGAAUACAAGCAUUGGCUCCCUCUAUUCUGGAUGCAGAGUAAUAUCUCUGAGUUCUAGGAAAGAAGGGUCAGCAACAGGAGUGGAUGCUGUGUGCCUCCACUGGAGAGAACCCAGCAUCCCCUUUCUGGACAGAGAGAGGGUUUAUUGGGAGCUCAGCACCCUGACAAAUGGAAUCACCAGGCUUGGCCCCUACACCUUGGAUAAGAAUGGUCUCUACCUCAAUGGUUAUAAUGAGCAUGAUUCAGCCCUGCCUGCCACCACUUCUGGGCUAGGCAGUGCAUCCACAUCAGCAACUCCCCUUGACUUCACAGGGAAAGGAACCAACACAGCUCCUGUGAAGACCACAUAUGCCCCACCAACCUCUUUGGCUCCACAAUCUUUCCCCAGCACCACAGCUGGUGGCCAGAGAAUGGAGUCUUUUACAUUAAACUUCAUCAUCACCAACCUACUCUACACAGAAGACAUGGUGCGGCCUGGAUCCACCAAAUUCAAUAGCACAGAGAGAAUCUUACAGCGCUUGCUCAGUCCAUUGUUCAAGAGAACCAGCAUUGGCAACUUCUACACUGGGUGUAAAUUGGCUUCUCUAAGAUCAGAGAAAGAGGGAUUAGCAACAGGAGUAGAUGCAGUGUGCACUCAAUGGAGAGACCCCACUAAAUUCAUUCUGGACAGAGAGAAAGUCUACUGGGAACUGAGCAACCAGACACAUGGUUUCAGCAGGCUGGGCCCCUACACCCUGGAUAAAAACAGUUUCUACCUCAAUGGUUACAAUGGACGAAAUCUGCCCCAACCGGGUACCACUCCUGGCCUUGCCACUAUAUCACCAUCUGCAAUCCCUCUGGGACCCACAGGGUCUGGACACUGGACAGCUAGUGACCCCCGACUGCAACCUUUCACUCUGAACUUCACCAUCACUAAUCUGCCCUACACUGCAGAUAUGGGACACCCAAGCUCUACCAAAUUUAACAACAUAGAAGGGGCCCUCCAGCGACUGCUGGGCCCUUUGUUCAGAAAUAGCAGCAUUGGCUUGUACUACUCUGGAUGCGGACUCAUCUCUCUGAGACCUAUGAUGGAUGGGUCAGCAACCAGAGUGGAUGCUAUAUGUGUGCAGCAGAGAGGGCCCACCAGUCCAGUCUUCGACAGAGAGAGGGUUUACCAGGAACUGAGCAAUCAGACGCAUGGCCUCACUAAGCUGGGGCCUUAUACUUUGGACAAAGACAGUCUCUGCCUCAAUGGCUAUUCAUCCCAGAGUACCCCCGGACAAGGGGAAUACCAGCUUGAUUUCAGGAUCAUCAACCACAACCUUACCAACUCUGACCCCACUUCCCCAGAGUACCAAGCACUGCAGAGAGACAUCCAGGACAAGAUGACACAGCUUUACUCAAGCAGCCAGCUCCAGGACAGAUUCCGCUACUGCCUCAUCACAGGCCUCAGGGUAGGCUCUGUGUUGGUCACCUGCACCUGCAGCUUCUCCUCCAACCUGGAUCCUGACACCAUCGGACAAGUGUUUCUAGACAGAACCCGGAAUGCCACAGCCCACUGUCUAGGGGACUCCUAUGAGCUGGAUAACCUCCAAGUGACAAAACUGGAACUAGCCUUCCCAUUGUCUACAGCUAAGCCAUUGACUGAUCUCAGACCCCAACACUUCAAGUUGAACUUCACCAUCACCAGCUUGUUCUAUUCCCAGAACUUGACACAUCCUGACUCAGUCGAAUAUCAGGAAAACAAAAAUGGCAUUGAGGAUGCGCUAAACCAGCUCUUCAGAAACAGCAGCAUCAAGAGCUACUUUUCUGACUGUCAGGUGCAGACUUUUAGGCUUGUCCCUCCCAGUAGCCACACCGGGGUGGACUCUCUGUGUGACUUCACUUCAGCCACUCGGGCCCACAGCUUCGACAGGGCUGCUGUGUACCAAGAGUUCCUCCAGCUGACAAACAAUGGCACCCGGCUACAGAAUUUCACUCUGGAUCGGAACAGUGUCCUGGUGGAUGGGUAUUCUACCAACAUAAUAGAUGGAACAAGUAAGAAAACUGACCUGCCCUACUGGGCCAUCAUCCUCAUCUGCCUGGCUAUGCUUCUGGGGCUCAUUGUUAGCUUGACAUGCUGCUUUGUGGUCACCAUGUGCUUGCGAAAAAAAGAAGGGGAUUACGAGGUCCAAAGGAGAACCAUCAGCUCUUAUCUCUCCCACCUGGACCUGAGGAAAAUUCAUUGAUAAUGGACUGUGAUAAAGAUGUAGCAGAGUGAACCCAGGAACCUUGGCCCCUGGCCCUGGCCAUAUCCCUGGAGUGGGCUGGGCUCGGGCUGGAAUAAACACUGGGCCUCGCUCAUUCUGGAUUGGCCAGAA
Antechinus flavipes (yellow-footed antechinus) is the source of this 12867-nucleotide messenger RNA. Its product is annotated as mucin-16-like. The record is from RefSeq and is a predicted model, not a curated record. The transcript has 103 exons. NCBI's taxonomy places the organism in Eukaryota, Metazoa, Chordata, Mammalia, Dasyuromorphia, Dasyuridae. Bases 199 to 12735 code for a protein of 4178 amino acids.